Dentiscutata erythropus is the source of this 396-nucleotide messenger RNA. Lineage: Eukaryota; Fungi; Glomeromycota; Glomeromycetes; Diversisporales; Gigasporaceae. The record is from the annotation of a GenBank genome assembly.
AUGCUACAACUAAGCAAAACUUAUAUGCAGCAACCAAGUGAAACAUAUAUGCAAGAGCUAGAUAAAACUUAUAUACAACAACCGGGUAAAACUUAUAUACAACAACCAGGUACAAAUUAUAUACAACAAGUAGAUGAAACUUAUAUGCAACAACUGGGUGGCGACAAAGCUUAUAUACAACAAGUAGACGACGAAGCUUAUAUGCAAUAUCUUUUUCAACCAACUGAUGAAUCUUUUUAUGAACAACUUAUGAAUAAUGAAAAUAAUCCUUUUAAUUUACCUUAUUUAUCUUCAGAUGAAUAUAGCUUAAAUGAUAUUAGACAAUUGUUUAAUGAUUCUGAUGAAAUUGAACAAUUGUCUAAUAAUUCUGAUAAAAUUGAACAAAUUAUCUGUUGA